AUGGACGCCCUCAAAAAGGCUCCAAAAUGCAGCCCGAAGUUUUUGACCCACGGACACGUGAAAUCUAUGCCUCCUGACCUCUGCGGGCAGACUGGUGUGGCAGUGGUCGGCGAGGCGCUGCAGGCCUGCCGGCUGGACGGAGGCUCUCUGCUCAGCAUCGGGGGCCCGGAGGAGCAGAGCGCCAUCGAGGAGCUGCUGCAGGAGCUGCGUUCGGGAGCAGUGGGCGGGGCAGGAGGAGGUGCAGCGGAUGGAGAUUUCUGGAUCGGUCUGACCCGGCUGGACGGAGCCGAUGAGACCCGCCCCCAACUCAGCAACACCGUCACCUCCUGUCCACAGCGCUACCGCUGGACCGACGGGAGCCCCGCCCCCUUCAGGAACUGGUAUUUUGACGAGCCGUCCUGUGGAGGAGAGGCCUGCGUUGUGAUGUACCAUCAACCAACUGCCCUGCCUGGUCUGGGCGGAGCUUAUCUCUACCAAUGGAACGACGACCGCUGCAACAUGAAACACAACUUCAUAUGCAAAUACGAACCAGAGAGUCAUCUUGUGAAGGAACAGGGACACACACCUGGGGGGUGGAGCCCAGCUGUUUACACUUAUCUGAGCGUGAGCCAAUAG
Pseudoliparis swirei is the source of this 615-nucleotide messenger RNA. It is a transcript of the gene chodl, whose product is annotated as chondrolectin. Bases 1 to 615 code for a protein of 204 amino acids. The record is from RefSeq and is a predicted model, not a curated record. The transcript is spliced from 7 exons. NCBI's taxonomy places the organism in Eukaryota, Metazoa, Chordata, Actinopteri, Perciformes, Liparidae. Gene Ontology annotation, cellular component: cytoplasm. Gene Ontology annotation, biological process: positive regulation of axonogenesis.